AUGCGAGCCAUUAUGUUAAAAGAUGGACGGAAGAAGCGGAAGCGGAAAGCAGAGGCGCUGGACACCCCACGAGCGACGCCCACGUCCACCCACCUUCCCCGAGGCCCAGCCGCGUCCCCCAUGCCCCGGGGGACGCCCGCGCAGAUGCCAAGGGGAGCCCCCACGCCCACGCAGAUGCCCAGAGGUGCUCCGACGCCCACACAGAUGCCGUGCGGGCCCCCAACCCCCACGCAGAUGCCCAGGUUGCCCUCUCCCGCCCAGAUGCCCCGCGGAACGCCCACCCCUACGCAGCAGAUGCCACAGUUCAACCCGCAGCAGCAGCAGCAGCAGCAGCAACAUCCCCAUGCAUUCCAACAACAACAGGGCUGGGGGAUGAUGGGUGCCAUACCUCGCAUGGCAGGCGGGGGCGGGUAUGGUCCUGUAGGUGGAGUCAUGAAUGUCCCUCAAGGGUGCAAUCACCACUAUCAUCAGCAACAUGGCCCUGCCCAGCACUGUACUGCAACCUCCCAUGCAUGCUGUGAUAAUCAUCAUCGUUUCCCAGUCAACAUGCCAUCAAACAUGAACAAUAUGGGACCUAACAUGCCCAUGGGACCAGGUAUUCGUCCAGGUAUUGGGCCCGGUUUUGGGGAGAUGGUCAGGCCAAACAUGUGUCGGCCAGGAGAUCCUUCUAUGUUUCGCGGUGGGAUGCCUCAGGGACAAGGUCCUCUCCAGCAACAACAGCAGUCAGUGCAGCAGCUUCAACAGCAGCAGCAACAGCAGCAGCUUCAGCAGCAAACACCAUCACAGCUCCAGCAGUCUGUUUUGUCUCAACAGCAGCAACAGCCACAGCCACCGCCACCCAACAUGAUGGGCCCAGGGUCACACAUGAUGCCUGGGAUGAGAGGAGUGGCACCACACCCACCUGGUUUCAUGAAUGCCAACAUGAUGUGUCGCAUGCCAGGGCCAGGUAUGAUGCCACCUCGUGUCUUGCCUCCUGGAAAUAUGGCAAACCCUCAGGGAGGAACAGAGCGACCCAGUGCACCCGCCACUUUCUGGGAAGAAGGGGAGAAGAGACGCAAGACAGGGGGGAGGGCCAAGAAGCGCUUUAAAGGUGUUUUGGAGAGAGCAUCGCCAUGCCCAAAUGUUGAUGUGAGAAAUAUCCACGGAGAGCACCCUCGUCCUAAUAUGAGUGGGCAAGGUGGCCCUGGACCUCCACACUCUGGACCUUCUUUUAUGGAUGAUCCAAGUGGUUAUCUGGCACAGCAGACUGCUCUCUUAAAUAAUACCAUGGCAGGAGGUGGCAUGGGACAGUUCUCUCCCCAAGCACCAGGAAUUUCACCAAGACCUCCUCCACCACCAGCAUCCCAAACAGGAGCACCUGCAGGUGGAACAGUUAUGCCACAACAACAACAGAUGCAACCAAAAAGUCAGGCUGGUGUGCCACCAGUAGGGAAUAGCAAUGUUACACGUGCUUCCCAGUUGUCCUCUUCCCCUGCUGUGGUUCCUUUGCCAAGUAAUGUCCCAUUACCGGCAAGAGUCAGUAAGGCUGCAACUCAUACAACAAACACAGUUAUGACAACACCCUCUGUCCUUCCCACACCAUCAACACACACAAGUGUAACUGGAGCCCCCACACCAACCCUAACCUCGCCACCAACCAGUACCUCAACUCCAACAAGUCAGCAGACCUCAUCCAAGGGGGACUCCCAGAGAAGCCCACCUGUUGCAGCAGAAAAGACAGCAAGUCCUCCAGAGGGUGCCAAACAGUCCCAGGGUCAGGCUGCUGAAGGGGAAACUGCCUUGUCUACAUCCAUAGCCAAGGCUGAGUCCAGUAGCCUUAUUCACACUACAACAGUUACCUAUACCUCCUCUGCAACACUGACCACCAAUACUAAAAUUACAAAUUCAAUACCAAUAUCAACACAGUCAGAAUGUUUACCACCAAAAGAAAAAAUUGAAACGGUGUGUUUCAAACCAGAAGAGGAUCAGUUAGUAAAAGUUAAGCAUGAGGCAAAUUCACCUGAAGAUAGCAUAAAGCCAUCUGUUAACAUUAACAUAUCAAACAUUAAAGAAACAAUUAAGUCUGAAAAUUGGUGCAAAGAAGUAUCAAGCAACAUGAGUAGUUGUGAAAGCACAGGCAGCAGCCCAGAUCAGGCAGUCAGUGUGGGAAAUGGCAGCGAAGGUAUUGCAGCUAAUAAACCCCUAACACCUGGCCCUCCAGGCGUCAGUAGGGCUGGAGGAGUUACUCAGUCUCCACUAGAGAUGGUGCAAAGUAUUGUUAGUAGCAUUCCUGUGCCAUCCUCGCUAGGGCCCAUUCGACCAAGCUCCCAACCGCAGCAGCCGCCUCCUCCUCAGCCACCCCCUCCUCCACCUCCCCAACCACAGCAGUUACCACAACCACCUCCACAGCAACAAGCAGCACUUCCAGUAUCUAUGUCAGCAGGAAUGUAUAAUGUGCCUAUUUCCACAAAUGUAACGGUGUAUGGUGGAGGUAAUUCAGCUGGGCUAGUCCGUGGUCCAGGUCCUGUUCUAGUAGGAGGACCACCAUCUGCCCAGUCAGGUGCCUUUGUUAGCAGUGGUAAUGGAUGUAAUGGCCCAACCAGUAUGGUUGUCGUUUCCUCUCAGUUUAACAAUAAGAACAAUGCAACCCCUGGUGUGGCUGUAACAUCUGCAGUAGCAGGUGUUGUUGGAGUACCAGCUGCAAUGUCUCAAGUACAGGUUCAGCAGCAUAUGGCUUCUAUGCAACAACAUUUACAGCCACAGAUUCAGCAACAGCUACAACCGCAGCUUCAACCCCAGCUACAGCCACAACUUCAACCACAGCUACAACCCCAAUUGCAACCCCAGUUACAACCACAAAUACAACAAUUUCAGCCUGUACAACCAGUGGUGCAACUAGUCAACACCUUUGCCACAAUGCAGGCUCCAGUUAUUAUACAGAAUGGUGGUAAUAUUAUCCAGUCAUCCCCUAGUAUUUUACACAGCCCAGGUGGUAUGAUUGCUGGUCCCACACCACUAACACAAGGUACUAUCAUGGCUGGACAGUCCUUAGUUCCUGUUACUGCAGCCACUUUGGCUGUGGAAGGUACUCAUCAUCAUCCUCAACAGCAGCAAGGCCAAGUUGGGCAGCCACAGUCUUCACCACAUUUACAGGUGGCACAAGUUGUCACUACUGGGCUGACAGCUGAAACAGUAGAUGACACAAGAGCUAGUAAUGCCUCCACUCCACAUGCUACUUCAGUGUCCACUCCCUCAACCCCACAUUCAACCCCAGGGUCCACGCCAGGGUCAGACACCCCCUCCAGUGCUGGCUCCUCUGGAGGACGCAGACGGAAGAGAAGACGAAAUUCAUCUACACCACAAGGAACUGCUGCCACUCAGUCUUCACCACAACAGCAUCAGCAGCAAGGAUUGGUACCAGCUAUUAUCAUGGGAAACAAAGUUCCUCAACACAUGGUAAUGAAUGGCCCCCAUAUGACUCAGGUGGCACCUUAUGGUACAAUGGGCACUGUGGCAGCAGCUGGUCAAAUGGCUCAAGUUGCCACAGUUGCCAGUCAAGUGGGAGGUGGACAAAUGCUGCAAGCAGCUGCAGCACAGGGAACUGGUGCUAUCAAUGUUGUUCAAAUGGUUGGUAAUACCUUACCAAAUUUACCUGUGCAAGUUCACAACCCAGCAGCCAUUCUUGUAGGUUCAGCACCUCCUCAGGGAGUAGUGAUAAACCAGCUUGCUGAUGGAACAUUCAUAUCAACAGACCCAAACACUGGCAUGUCAUAUCCUGUUCAGCUACAGCUCUCUGGGGGCCAUAUUGUUGGUGUGACCCCAGCAGUCAGUGGCUCAAGCGGUAUGGUUGGCCCUCUCACUCCCGGAGCAACUGCUGGUGGAAUGCCAGCGAUGGUGGCUGUACGACCUCCAGUCCCCCACACAACAGCAGUAGUCAGUGGCCCAAAGGUAGUAAACAUCUCUCCUUCACCAGCAACAUCACAAUUAACAGGUAGCACAGGAGUUCAUGUUUUACCUGUGACAGCAGCUGCUGCCACAUAUCCAGCUCCAGGAACUAGUGUUAGUCCUGGCCAGGCAGUGUGUGUAGGCCAGGGUGCUGCCCCACCAGUAGUUGUUACAUCAGAAUACGUUGGAGGUCAGCCAGUUGUCAUGGGUGGGGGGGGAUGUAGUAGUAACACAACAGUAGUUCAGCACAAGACCACAAUAGUGCAACAGCGCACAACUCUGGUAGCAACGCAGGGGAAUACUGAUACAGGCACACGGUCCUCAGUGUCAACGCAAACACCUGGUGGAUUGGGAGAGAGUGAUGUGAGCAGUUCAGAUUGUGUUGGAGUUGCAGCACCAGCAUCCCCUUCUCAUCAGAGUGCAGAGGUGACCACGACGCGCCAUGAUGAAGAUGCCACCCCCCCUACGGACCCACCCCAUCCACUUCCACCACACUCCCCGGACAAGAAUAAGCGUACCAUUCCUGAGGAGCCCCAUAGUGCGUCCACUUCAGAGGAGGCGGUGAUGUGCGGCCGCGGAGUGGUGUGGGGGCCGCAUAGGGGCCACCACUACUGGCCGGCUCAGGUGCUCCACCAGGCUGGUGGUGAGUGUGUGGUGCAGUGGUACGGGGAUCACAGGGUGGACACCGUCAAACAUUCCGUCCUAUCCACGUUCCCCAUUGUACCCCCUAGGGUGCCAACACGCCGCAGUGUGCGAGGGAAAGCUGCAUUAGACAAGGCAAUAGCCGAGGCCAUGCAAGACAGUGCAAUCAGCCACCAACAGUGUGAAGUUCCUCAGCCAGUCACACUGGAAGGCAUGCCAGCGGACUCUCCAACCACCGUUGUUGUUGCUGUGAACGGACCUCUGAUUGGCCUGGGAAGUGGACCAGUUAGAAGAAUGCUAAACAAACCAGCGAAACCACCCUCGGAGCCCCAGCAUUUAAAUAUACCUCAUAUGAACCAAGUGAUGGCACGGGAGAACAAGACUGCCCUAGGAGGUGGAGCUAAGUGCCUUCCGGCCUCGCUGGGAGUGCUGGACGGACAGCAGCUCCUACCCCCCCAGGCCGUGCAGUCUCUUUCUCCUCACACCACGGGACCUACGAGAGCAAGACGCAGGCGGAGGAUCAGGUGACAUGGGCCGCAGAGUUGUCUAUAAGCCAAGAGUUAUAGUAAUCAUGACACAACCAUAAGUGCGAUUUAUAUUUUGAAUCCAGUGUUGUUCAUUAUGAUAUUUAUGUAUAUCUGCAUUUUGAUGAUUCCUUCCUUCUUUUCUUAAGCCUUAGAAAACACCUUAUGUUUUUAUGUACUGAUUUUGUCUGACUAAUCAGGUUCUUUGACAGCUUUUAUUGGUUAAGUAAUACAUUUAUGUUAUUCUGAAAAUCAGUGUUAUUUCACUGAGCAUGCAUUGUUAUUAUUUCCAAAUUUCAUGGUAUUUAUUACUAUACUAUCAUGUUCUUGGUUUAUUAGACUACUUGAAUCAUGUUACAGAAGAAAGAAUACAGUGCAUAUUCCAUACUUCAAAUUGAUAGGUUAUAUGGUAGCUAUUCAAAUAUGAUGAUUGAAUAUAAAGUCGAUUAUAUUAGCGAGUUGAAUGAUAUAUUAUUAUGGUAUAUAGUAAGGAGUGUUGAAGCUUUUGAGCCAAGUCAAAUCCAGCAUCACGGGUGAUUAAGUCAAAUGAGAGAUCACCUACAGUAUCAAAUCUUCGAGUAACUAAUAUGCAUUAAGGAAACCAUCAAGAAAUUCUUGCUGUAUAUGGCAUGGUAACAAAAAGGUGAAUAGAUUGGAGUCCAUUAUUGCGGUGUAUGAGAUGAGGCAGCAUGCUACUCUAAGAAAAUGGAUGUACUCAGGGUAAACUUUGUAGUCCACUAAUUAGCCCGAAGAUACUGCUUACAUCACUAAUGAGGAAGGCAACUGCAAGUAGAUUUCAGUAGCUUAAAAUUUGGAAAGCGUUCGUUUUACUGUAAGAAUUAUUACCGAUAGCCUUUUGGAAGGGAGAAUGAAAUACAGUGUAAACUGUUCAGGACACACACACCUGACAUUGAGAUUUUUUGUCUGUGUAUUUUGAUGAACUAAAAAUACUUUAUUUACUUGACUUUUAAUUAGGUUAGUGAAUGAGGUUGCUCUGGAUUCAUUUAUUUGUCUGAACAUCAAAUGGGAUUGGGGUUAACAGCGGGGCUUUAUUUGCAUCUCAUCAGUGUUCCUAGAAAUGUGAAAAUGGCAAUGAAACACACGUCUUUAAGAUGAAGUGAAAUAAAUAUCAUCAUUUGCUGCAGAUAUCAAAACCAAGCACUGCAUGAUGAUAUUUAACCCUUUAUAAAGUAUUGUUUAGCCUUCACAUAUAGUUUCUCUGUCAAGGGGCCUUACAUAUUUGUGAUUUCUGAUCUUUCUUUAUUUACAUUUUUGUGAAAAAACCAAAUUCAUUUUGACCAUUAAUGAGUAUAAGUUUCAAAUCUAACAAAAUAUUUUUGAAAAUCUUUAGUGUUUUAUAUUCAUUUGAUGUCAGUUUUAAUGGGCUUACAUAUGACUGUCUAAGAAUACUUAGACUGUAUAUUGGUUUUUCAUUCUAUUCUUUUUUAAUUUAUUUUUUUAAUCAUCAUUAAAUAAGCAGAUUAUAGUUGUCUUCCACCAAAGUCAUCUUCAUAGGCUUUCCAAAUUUUAAGAUAGGCAAAUGAACUGAUUCCUCAGAUUAUAUCACACGCUUUAAGUCUUUGCGAUAAAACAGAACCGAGACACCCCAGAGCUUCACGUAAAACAGAACAAGACAAAAUAAAAAAAAUAAAAAACAAAAAAAAACAGCAAGUCACACUGUGCAGUCCUCAUCUUGUGAGCUUGUCAGCGGGUUCAUCGUAGACUUUCUACAAAUUCCCAGAGUUAUGUCAUGUGUUUGCACUAUCGGGAAGUUGACAGUUUACUUACAACCUCACAAAACCCCGAGACGGCAAGGAUGUCUAAGGUGCCUUGAGUGUGCCAGUAUUAGUGGAGAGUUAAUUUGUGAUAGUGCGCAUUUUGUACACCAUUAGUUAAUUGUAAUCUUUGCCAAGCUUUGACAAUAAUUGGUGAGUUUAGAAGAUAUAAAUACAGCGUUACAAAGCUAUCAUUGUAAAUCAAAACUUGUAAAGUAAGUUGUUGAUGUUGAAGGAUAAUUUUUAUGACAAAGACACUACAAUCAAAUAUCCAAGAAAAACAGUAACUCUGAUUACAAUAUUGGCUGAACUCGCCUAGCCAUGCAAAUAUUCCCUUUCAAAUUCUAAGUUGGUGCUUGACCUUGAAAAGAUAGCAAUUUGUACAAAUAUGUAGUGAUCAAGCACUUACUUAGGAGUUUAACCAUGGUUCCCUUUGCACGUGGUUCUCUAUUAUCCAUGUAUGAAGAAGACUCACUACCCAGGUGUGGUGGACGUAGACUGCAAUGAGUGCGUUAGUUAUGGAAAAGGCAGGGCCAUCGACAGGAUGGUCUUGAAGGGAGGGAAGUGUGGAGACGUUGGGGAAGUAAUAUUUAUAGUUUUUAUUGAUAUUUAAUACUUCUUGUUCUUGUAUUUUGUUGAGACAUGCAUACUAUGCAUGACUGUUAUCGUUGGAAAGGAUAUUAGAGAAUUACUUGUACUUAAUUUACUCUUUUCCAAAUUGCCUUUAAAAUAUACUAAAAUGUCUCUGUGGAUACAGUAACAGUUUGUGACUUUUCCCCAUUGUGUAGCACCUUUAUUGAGUACAGCUCUACUCAGGCAACCAUUAGCAAUGAAAAAUAAGAGUUUUGAUUUUUUCAUCAGUACAGCUGGAAUUUUUUGGACAUUAAAAAUGUUAAUGUAAGCAAUUUCAGGGAGUUCAGUGUGGCAGUGUGCGGCUUAUGCUGGAACCAGUGUGGUUGUGAUUCUGGGGAACUAAAUGACUUGCUUAUUUACCCCAGUAGAAUAAAUAUAUAAGAAGUCAGAUAUCCUAUAUAUAUUGAUAUGUAGAUACUAAUUCAGUGUCAAAGUGAAUCACAUACAAGCUUGAAACAAGUAAAAUAUCCUAGACCCUUUGAAUAUGUACCCACCCCCACAGCUUCCUGAUCUCAAGAAACUGGUGCUAGGAAAGGCAAAUUGGAAAAGAGUUAAGAAAUGUUAGGGAUGUCUGGUUUAUUAUUGUGUCUUGGCAAGGAUAAUUGAGCUUUAGAUAAACCUCAACUUGUUCCCAGAAUUGCUUGUUAUGACACAUCUUCCUCAUUGCCUGCAUCUGCUACUGUUUGUCACUCUUUCAGUUGUGGGUUUUACUUAGGUUUCAUCUUUUAAGAUUUAAUUUUUUUCAGAUUAUGAUUGAAUCUGUAAUACAUCUCAGAUAUGGCCAAGUUGUUUGCCAAAUUAAUUAUAUAACAUUAAUAACUGGUAAGUACAAAGUAUCUAUUUCAAGUUGUGUAAACAUUUUUUUUCAUUUAAUGACAAGGAAAGGUACCAGUGAGUUGUCAAAAGUCAAAGUAAAUGUAUAUUUUAGUACUUGAGGUUACUGAAGUGUUUACUAUGGUAUGGGUUGCUUGGGAAGAUAGCCAUGUAUCUUUUUAGAAACUCAGUGUAUUGAUGGAAGUCAUGUCUAAACCACACCGGUAUGUGUAGGAACAUGGUAGACCUGCUGAGUGUGUGCAUUAUAGUGACUUCUACCAAUGUACUGGUGUGUACUACCUUUACUUUACCAGCCCACAUGCCAAAGACUGAUUACUUCUCGUCACAAGGUCAGGUGAUGAGGGGCAAAGUGUGCACCAUGAUUUACCGUUUUAAAGUUAGUAAAAAAUAUAUGGUAUGCGUUUUUUCCUGUUUACAGAGAAGGGAUAUAGCUUGUUUCUUAACCUGUUUAUUUGUAUCCACUGCAGAUUGCUACUAGUGUUGCCAGUGUGCACAAUUAUCCAUUACAGAGUUGAUUGGAUUUGUUUUAUAUGUAUAUUUUAUAGAGAUUGAAUCCUUAUGUGUAUAUGAAAUAAGUAUUUUUUUCUUUUUGCACAUUACCUUGUAGCAAUUACUCCAAUCAUAUGUUAAGUACUGUUGUAGGGAGGGCAUAUAUGACGUUAUUCCCACUAAUAUGCAUAUUAGAACCUUGUUGUACUGAGUUAUCAGUCUGUGGGUGAGUGUACAGGAGAGGCUGUCUUGAUGUGCAACUCGCCCACUGUAUUUCUACUUAGUGGAUCUGGUAGACAGUGUUAGAGUUAGAAUUAUUCAAGAUUUGUGCACCCUAUGGCAACACUUGUUUUCUGCAAGCCAAAGACACUCGUUGAGUUGCUGUACAGGUUCAGGUUGUUCGAGCUUAGAUUAGAGAUAGAGAAGUGUGGUUUAUAUUGUAUGUACAGAAGAAAUAUUAUAAUAUGGAAGUCUUAGAUUUUUUAAAAAGAAGAUAACGUCCCAGUUUUAGGUCAGUGAUGGACCUUUUGUUAAUUAACCACCAAGUGGUUUGUUUCUCUCAUGUUCAAAUAUUAAUAUGGGUGUGCAUUCUCCGUUACCCAUUUGGGUCUGCAAGUAAGAUGUAUAUUUUGUCUGUAAGGUAUAUAAGGAGACACACCCAUAUGGAACAUUGUUGCCUCUCACAAAGUUUCAGCCUCUUGCCAGUCUGCAGUUUCCUUGGAUGUAACAUCUUCAGAAAGAGGUGGAUGUAAAAACAUCCGUUGGUUAUUUACCCUAACACAGAUAAAUAUAGAUAAAGAAUUAUCGCUAUUCCUAGAAUGAAUGGUUAGUUUUAAGGGGACAUAUUUUUAUCAGUUUAACUGUUUUUGGACCAAAUAUUACUGCAGACUGUGAGUGGUGAACAUCUUCAAAUCCCAUUUCCCACAUUAUCCUUCUGUCUACCCUUUUCCUCACCUCUCAUAAGGAUCCCACCUCACUCCAAUCAUUUCCCAAGGUACAUAUUAGUCUCAUUUCAUCACCAUUAUUAUCAUCUCCUUCAUGUCCUGUGUACAGGAGUAAUUUGUUUGCCACACUUCUGGACACCCCUACCUAAGAGGUAUCUUGAUAUUAUACUAGUUUCUUCUUUUGCUUUAACAAACGUGUCAAGCUUUAUCCAAUACACGAUUUCAACUUCUGA
This is a messenger RNA of Penaeus indicus, 9998 nucleotides long. RefSeq names its product nuclear receptor coactivator 6-like. NCBI's taxonomy places the organism in Eukaryota, Metazoa, Arthropoda, Malacostraca, Decapoda, Penaeidae. The record is from RefSeq and is a predicted model, not a curated record. Bases 1 to 5094 code for a protein of 1697 amino acids. The transcript is spliced from 6 exons.